Molecule: messenger RNA, 1425 nt
Organism: Thrips palmi
Lineage: Eukaryota; Metazoa; Arthropoda; Insecta; Thysanoptera; Thripidae
Product: coiled-coil domain-containing protein 137
Exons: 5
Coding region: 348-1367 (339 amino acids)
Source: RefSeq, a predicted model, not a curated record
UAUUUCUUCCUAAAACUAUCUCUGGUUGUGCGGUCCUUGACGAACUCUCGAAAUGACGAAAAAGCCACUUUGCGUCCAACAAAUGCGAAAUGUGUGAAGGAUAGAACGGAACGUACUGUUCCAGUCGUUCUCCCAGUGCAGCGACCGGCGGACCGUGGUGUUUGAAACUCUGCGCGGGAAAAUCCGCUCGCCAGAUGUGGCGCCAUCUAGCGGCAAAGCGCCGAACUGCCGCCGCCGGCUAGAGUCUGUGAGAGCGCGGAGUAGCGACAGCGACAGUUAGUUGAGUUGGAAACUAACCUCGCGUUCAUGCAUGUUAUUGUUUGCGUUCCUAUUGUGAUUUGAACAAUAUGGGGCGGAAGAUUCCCGUCAGGAAGCACUUGGGUGUGAAGGACCCGCUGCAGCAGAAGAAGCAAAGAGAACAGAAACUCAGCAAGGUCCGAGACGCUCCACCGCCCAAAAAUGAUCAGGACGACCCAUUGCCUAGACGUCUGCAGGAAAUAAACAAACUUCGUCAGAUGGUUAAAGAUGGUAAAUUUGAUAAGCCCAAAGUAAAGAAAAAGAAACAGAAGAAGGAACUUCCACCUGGUUUUUUGAAGGCUCCUUUGAGUACUGAAGCGUUUCUUGGACCAACACCAAAGUUGCUCCGAGGUAUGAAGCGACCUGAGAAGCAGAUCCCUACGAUUCAGCAGCGGCCUGGAGAAUCUGAUAAGGCUUUCUUUCAUCGGUGUAAUGUGCUCUGUGAUCAACUCAUUAAAGAGGUCAAAUAUGAAGAGAAAUACAAGGUUGACAUUGUGCGAGAUGCAGAAACUGGGCUCAUUGAAGGUCUAAAGAAACAAGAAAAGGAUGAAGUUGAGGAAAUGAUGAAAGAAGAAGCAAAAAAAGUCACAGAGGAGAAAAAGACUAAGAAGAGGAAGAUAACGAAGAAAAAGCAAGCAGAGAUGGCUGCUGCCAAAGCAGAGAAAGAAUUUUUGAAAAAGCAUAGAAAAAAGCUUAAAAAGCUGAAGAAAAUUGACAAAAAAUUAGAAAAAAGUAAAGAAGAGGGCCUAGUCAAACAUGAAACUAUUAAAUUUGGUGAGGUAGUUGACAGACCACCAGAAAUAAAAGUGAAGCCAAGGAAAGCUAUUGCAGAGAAGAAUGUCAAGAAUAUUAUGUUUAAUCAGAUGUUAAUCCAAGGUAAAUUAGCUGAGGAAAUGAGCAAAACAAAGCCAUCAAAUGCGAAGAGUAAACAAGCUGGGAAACCAGCACUCUCUGGAAAGCGCAAGGACCUACCGGUUGGGCAAAGAAGAUUACUUGAAGCACAGCAGAAGUCAGUCGUCGCUGCGUAUAGGUUAAUGAAAGCAAAGAAGAUGAACAAGGAAGUAAUGUAAUUCCAAUGUACCAUAGGAACCGAAUUUAAAGGAAAAUUAUAUUUAAUCAACAGUAAAA